AUGCACGACCUAUUGGACAAGUCAUUACCUCCAACACCAGCACCCAGCUCCAUGCAAGAGGAUUCGGAGGAUCAAGCGUACUAUGUACAAUACGUGUUACCCCAACCAUCUUUUCCAAGUGUCAUUAACGCCGACAACAUCUACCACCAAGUUGAGAGUUACGUUGAUCAGGACUCGGACGCAUCUUCUGUGGACAGUAAUCACCUCGAAGAAGACGACCUUGCUGAUGAGAUAAGCCGAGUAAGUCUCGACGACGAACAGCUUGACUAUGCAGAGGAGCAAACGGAUUCUUACACACCACUACCAUCACAAAGAGAUUUGCUUCAGCAUUCACAUACUGGUUCGGUCCAGUUGCCAACCAGAAAUCCGACUCUUAUCUCAGCUCGAUCGGUAUCUACCCGCACGCGAUCACUAAACGCGAGACUUACUAAGCGAAAGUCACUCGCAAAGCCCAAGGUUGAAGAUCCCAACCUCGUCACCUGGGAUAGCAUAUCAGAUCCAGCAAACCCGCACAAUUGGCCUCGACAUAGGAAAUGGACAUCCACAGUCCUGAUCGCAGCUUUUGCGUUUAUAGCACCAAUGGCUUCGACUAUUGUUGCUCCUGCACUGGAAGAUAUAGCCGAUGAGUUUGACAUUGCCGAGCGAUCAGCAGAGGAGUUCCUUGUCAUGUCCAUCUUCCUGCUCGCCUUCGCCAUUGGACCAUUCUUGUGGGGUCCGCUAAGUGAGGUAUUUGGUCGUGCUAGAGUAAUGCAGUUGAGCAAUCUGAUCUUCUUGCUGUUCAACACGGUGUGUGGGUUUGCGAAGACAAAACAACAAAUGAUGGCCUUUCGUUUUCUCAGUGGAAUAGGUGGGAGUGCUCCGCAAGCAAUUGGAGGUGGUAUUGUGAGUGAUUGCUUCAAAGCUGGUGAGCGUGGUACGGCUGUAGCUGUGUACUCGUUGAUGCCAUUCAUCUCUCCUGCCAUUGCGCCCAUUAUUGGAGGUUACGCCACUCAAUACACAACAUGGCGAUGGGCCUUUUGGGCUACUUCAAUCUUCAACCUCGUGGUUCAGAUAGCCUGCCUCUUCCUCCUUCGAGAAACUUUCGCGCCAGCCAUACUGGCCAAGAAAGCUGCUCGACUUCGUCAACAGACGGGUAACAAAGAUCUACACACAAAAUGGCAAGGUCCCGACCAUACCACCAAAAAACUCGUCAUGAAGUCGCUCAUACGGCCCUUCAUCAUGCUCACAACCCAACCUGCACUCCAAGCAAUGGCCUUCUAUCGAGCAUACCAAUACGGUCUCAUGUACCUCGUCUUCGCAACCUUCCCAAUGGUCUUCGAAGAAGCGUACAAUCAAUCCACCGGUCGCGCCUCGCUAAACUACCUAAGCCUGGGCGUCGGCUUCGUCACAGGUCUCCAAUUCAGCAAAAGUUUACAAGACAAGAUCUACAAAUGGUGCAAAGCACACCAGAUCGACCCAACACUCUCGGUCUUCGAGAAGAGUACCUGGACACAAUUCCGCGGAAUGCGCCACCUCUCAUCAACCGACGGCGACGCACUCAUAACCAACAACAACCACAACACAAACGACACGAACAACAGAAGUCCAUACGCCAACGUAAAACGCGCCGCGACAAACCGCUCGCUAACCCACGACUCAACCCUCGCACUACCGGAGUAUCGCCUCCCUCUCCUCCUCCCCUUCAGCCUCUUCAUCCCCAUCGGCCUCCUCAUCUACGGCUGGUCCGCCCAAGCCAGAGUCCACUGGAUCGUCCCCAAUCUCGGCUGCAUCAUCUUCGCCAUGGGCCUGAUCGUCUGCUUCAAUUGCGCUCAAGCCUACGUCGUCGACACCUACACGACAUACUCUGCGUCCGCGACCGGCGCAGCAGCUUUCAUACGUACAAUGGCGGGUUUCAGUUUUCCGUUGUUCGCGCCGGGGAUGUAUGAGAAGCUAGGAGUGGGUUGGGGAAAUAGUUUGCUUGCGCUUAUUGCGGGGACGAUAGGGAUCGGUGCGCCGAUAUUGCUGUGGAGGUGGGGUGGCUGGUUGAGGUCGAAGAGUACGUAUUGUACUGGGUAA
Messenger RNA from Lithohypha guttulata, 2055 nucleotides. RefSeq lists its product as uncharacterized. Gene Ontology annotation, molecular function: transmembrane transporter activity. Gene Ontology annotation, biological process: transmembrane transport. The transcript is spliced from 3 exons. Bases 1 to 2055 code for a protein of 684 amino acids. The record is from RefSeq and is a predicted model, not a curated record. NCBI's taxonomy places the organism in Eukaryota, Fungi, Ascomycota, Eurotiomycetes, Chaetothyriales, Trichomeriaceae.